Rhinolophus ferrumequinum (greater horseshoe bat) is the source of this 3099-nucleotide messenger RNA. RefSeq names its product MIS12 kinetochore complex component (gene MIS12). The coding region runs from base 365 to 985 and encodes 206 amino acids. Gene Ontology annotation, biological process: kinetochore assembly; mitotic cell cycle; mitotic sister chromatid segregation. Gene Ontology annotation, cellular component: chromosome, centromeric region; nucleus. The record is from RefSeq and is a predicted model, not a curated record. The transcript has 2 exons. Lineage: Eukaryota; Metazoa; Chordata; Mammalia; Chiroptera; Rhinolophidae.
GCGGCGUCCCAGCCUUGCUUCUUCAGCCACCAGCGUCGGGAGAAGAGAGUAAAUACCCGUUUCUUCCGCCAAUCCCCGCGGGCCACAGCUAGCUUGCCCGCCCGGCCCCUUUCUGUCCCCAAUCUAGGUGGCCCAUUCCCGACGGGACAGCAGCCAAUCAGGAGCGCGAUAGCAUCCCGCCUUUGCUCUCGUUCGCCGAGGCAGGCGUCCGUCGAAAUUUUGGGGAGCCAGCGGUGCCGCCGAUCUCUGGCAGCAAGAGGUGGUUUAAAGGAGGUGGCGGGAAGCCGGUGUUUGAUAAAAUUCGUCACCCUUAUGGUCGCUUCGAUUGUUCACAAUCAAAAUUAACAUAGCAAAAUAAGCCAAGAUGUCUGUCGAUCCAAUGACCUAUGAGACCCAGUUCUUUGGCUUCACACCACAAACUUGCAUGCUCAGGAUCUACAUUGCAUUUCAAGAUUACCUGUUUGAAGUGAUGCAGGCUGUUGAACAGGUUAUUCUGAAGAAGCUCGAUGGCAUCCCAAACUCUGAGAUCAGUCCAGUCCAGAUUCGUAAAUGCACGGAGAAGUUUCUUUCCUUCAUGAAAGGACGUUUUGAUAACCUUUUUGUCAAAAUGGAACAGCUGUUUUUACAGUGGAUUUUGCGUAUUCCCCCAAACAUCUUGCUUCCAGAAGAUAAAUCUCAGGAGAUAUAUCCUUAUAGUGAGGAAGAAUUUCAGCUUCUCCAAAAAGAAAUUGAACAGUUACAGGAGAAGUAUAAGGCUGAGUUAUGCACUAAACAGGCCCUUCUUGCAGAAUUAGAAGAGCAAAAAAUUGUUCAGGCCAAACUCAAACAGACAUUGGCUUUAUUUGAUGAGCUUGAAAAUGUUGGCAGAGAUCAUGGGACUAGUGAUUUUAGGGAGAGCUUGGUGUUCCUGGUCCAGAACUCCAGAAAACUACAGAAUAUUAGAGACAAUGUGGAAAAGGAAAGCAAAAGACUGAAAAUAUCUUAAUUUCUAAAGAGUAAAAGGAGCCUGUCAAAAGUACAAUGACUGUGGGAUUUAUAUCAGUGACUAUUCUUAUUUUAGUGAACUGUAUAUUUUAUUGGAUUUUCUUUGUUUACUCUUUCUUGUAUUUGCGCAUCUUCCUGUUUUUUGGUUCACUCUCCUUAUAUCUGUGUACUACCCCAAACUAAUCUUUGAAGCAUCUAUUCCUUACCAGCUUCUAAUAGGUGGGAAGGGAUUCUUGAUUCAAUAACAACUCAUUUGGGGUCAUGAUUGAAGAAAUAAAGCUUUCCCUGCCUAGUCAAAGAUAUUUGUAAAAGUUGUACCUUAGUCAUGAGUCCUUUGUAACCUUGAUUCUUUUGACUUAUUCUUUGGAUGAGAUCAAAUGAGAAAAAGGUUGAGUGGGUGGCUUCUUUAUUAACCAGCCACUACUCUGUGGGACAGCCAACACAGAGUGUGUGCUCUUGCCCAUGAGGAAGUUUAUAACUAGCGGAAAGAAGCAGGUAGCAGAAAAAGUACAGAAGAAAGAAGUUGUUUUGUUUCUAAAAUAAAUCCUUUUUUUUGACCAAGGCCUUGGUGAUGUUAAACAAUUUACUGUUUUGGAGCCCAACAGUGAAAGACCUUGGCCAAAAAAGGAGCAGAUCUCACUAGAAUAGAAAAGGAAGCCUGGAACAUACCCAAUAGCAAAGUUUAUAUUAACUGUUAGGUCUUUAUGUCAUUUUUUUCAUACUUUAGUUAAUUUUAGAAUCUUCCUUGUAUCUAAUAUUUAAUUAACUUAUGUAAAUAAUCAUAGGCAUCAAAUUUUAGUAUUCUCUGGGAAAUUUUAGCUAUGUCUUUUGGAAUCAUAUAACAUGAUCGGUCACCCAAGGAAAGGGAAGAUAUAGCAAUAGUUACUCUCAAGGUAUUGCAUGCCCUCCAUGUCUUCCUUUGAAACAGUAUUUAGAGUUUCUCCUUUAUGUAGAAGAAUAACUUAGUAUAUUAAUAUUUGCAAGUAAAUAUUCAUAGAUUUAGGAAGUCUCUGUUUAACUGGAAUAUGUUUAUUAUCAAAGAGUUCUUUUUCCAAUCAUGUAUGAAAUACAUAUGUUUUUAAAGGCUUUGGUUUUCGAUUUUCUGCUGUCUAUAAUGUCAUGGUAUGUUUCCUUCAAUAUGACGUUUUACCCAAAUGCUUUUUUUUUUUUUUACAUUUGAAGCUUAUUGAAAAUCUCCUAGUGUAGUGGGAUUAAAUGGUGAUUCCCCGAAAGGUGUGUUCAUGUCUUGAUUCCUGGAACCUGUGAUUGUGCCUUAUUUGGAAAAAAUCUUUGCAGGUAUUCUUGAGUUAAGGAUCUGAAGAGAAGGAGAUCAUUCUGAAUUAUCUGGGGGAGUGAGGUGGACUAAAUCCAAUGACAAGUGUCUUUAUAAAAAGAGAAAUUUGAGACAGAUCACAGAGGCAGAUUGAAUGGGUGAUACAGCCACAAGUCAGGGAACGGCAACAGCCACCAUAAGCUGGAAGUGACACAGGACAGAUUCUCCCCUGGAGCCUCCACAGGGAGUGUGGCCCUGCUGGCAUCCUUAUUUUGGAUUUCUGGCUUCCACAACUGAGAAUACAUUUCUGUUGUUUUAAGUCGCUAAGUUUGUUAUGGUAGCCGCAGGGAACUAAUGUACCUAGUGAAAUUAAAAUACUAAGGUAUUCAUAAGGAUGUAAGCUGUCGUUAAGGAAACAACAGCUGAGAACUCGCUGGUCUCCAUAUACAUGUAAUAGUAUGGUUUGUCUGAAUACAGUUAAAAUAUGAAUGUGAUCUAGAUAGAAGCGUGAAAUCUAGUGUUUAGAACUCGAGUCUAUUUCAUAUUGAGUAAGUGCUUAAUCAUUGGAUAUUAAUACUGUUCCCAUUUGUCAUAGUAGUGUCUCUACAGGAACAAAUUAAUCUGCUUGGCACCAUUGUCUUCUAAUAAUUAAAUUCCUCUCUCAAAAAUUCAUUAAUAGGGGCAGCCGAAUGGCUCAGUUGUUUAGAGCGGGAACUCUCAACAACAGUGUUGCGGGUUCGAUUCCCACAUGGGCCAGUGAGUAAGCUGCGCCCUCCACAACUAGACUAAAUACAACGAGCUGCUGCUGAGCUUCCAGAGGGGUGGCCGGAUGGCUCAGUUGG